UCUGGUGUUUGUCUUUUCUCUGCCUGUCUCUGCUGCCGGUUAUCUCGCGGUGUUUGGUGGGUUGGCAGACUGACCAGUAGGUGUUGCGUGUAGGAGGCGGUGUGAUGUCAGAGACGUGCGCUCAGGUGGAGGUGAACUGCAGUUUUUGGUGAAACCACAGGUCUCAGAUCAGCUUGAUAUUUAAAUCCGUACUUUUCCUUAUGGAGUCUGGUUGAGAUAACUUAGUGGUCCUGGACCAUCGCUGCCUGUCAAGCCAAGGAGCUGCGCGGUUUGUUCCGGACGGAUGGUCAUAUCGACGUAUCGCUCGUCUCAUAUUAAGCAGGUUUUGAUGGGUUAUUGACUGGGUAAAUGACAGACACUGAAGAGAAACUUGUUGCUGACAUAUCUUAACUUUUUUCUGGGUAAACAGCCGAGAUCAGGAGGAAGUUUCCGAUUUUGUGGCUUUCGUUCUCAGACAUUCGGUGAAGGUUUGAGCUGAAUGUGAAUGUUUGAUUUCUACAGAAGUAUUUUCGCACUGUCUGACCGUCCAGGACUCUGUGGAGGUUUCGAUCAUUAACAGAAGAGAUCGUUUCACUGACCGCACCCUUCCCCCUCUCUCUCUGCACAUCCUGCUGCGCGCUCCACCUUCACUUCCUGGUCGCUGCGCGUCUCCUCCACAGUGUGAGAGUGUGUGCGUGUGUGUCAGGUCCGAUCCACAGCAGACUGGACCAGGACCAGGACUAACGGACUGUGGACAGUCUGCUGCCAUGUACUUAUUCAACAACAAACCUGCGAGUGUGAUCCUGCUGUCAGCUCUGCUGCUGGGGGUGCUGUACAUGUACAUCUACCAGUCCAGCAGGUGCAGAGUCAUGUCUUCGGACCAGCAGGGGAAUGCAGUCAACGGCAGAUCUGCUGAAGUGCAUGUUGAGACUCAUGGGCUCCACCUGGUGGCUCCUGACCAUCUGCAGUACCAACAACCCAGCAUCGUGAAGGGUCGUAACGACGUGGUGUCGGUGACACCCUGGUUGGCUCCUAUUGUCUGGGAGGGAACCUUUAACCCAAUUCUACUCGACAGUAUCUACAAGGCAAAGAAUAUUACUGUCGCAGCUACUGUGUUUGCUGUUGGAAAAUACAUCAUGUUCCUGAAAAACUUCCUGGAGACAGCAGAGCAGCACUUCUUUGUUGGUUUUAAUGUGCACAUCUACGUGUUCACUGACCGGCCGGGGGAGGUGCCCCAAGUCAAGAUGGCUGCCGGCAGACAGCUGACGGUGCGUUCGGUACCCAGCUCUAACCGUUGGCAGGAGAUCUCUGCUCGAAGGAUGGAGCUCAUCCAGUUGUUGAUAGAGGAGAAGCUUCGUUAUUACGUUGAUUACGUGUUCUGUCUGGAUGUUGACUCUAACUUCCACGGUCGAUGGGGGACAGAGUCACUGGGUGACCUGGUUGCUGUCAUACAUCCAGGUUACUACUUGGACGACCGCAGCAAGUUUCCCUAUGAGCGGAGGCCCCAGUCCAGGGCCUACAUUGCGGCUGGGGAAGGCGACUUCUACUACUGCGGGGGGGCAUUUGGAGGCCUCAUAGAGGAAGUACACCUGCUCGCCAAAACCUGCCGUGCCAACUUCGAGGCUGAUGCCAAGGAGGGUAUUGAGGCUGCAUGGCAGGAAGAGAGUCAUCUGAACAGGUACAUGUGGAUCAACAAACCCACAAAGGUGCUGUCACCUGAGUACCUGUGGCAGGACUUCAAAUCUAGAAACCCUGAGAUUCACAUCAUCAGAUUCUCUGGAGUUGUUAAGAACUAUGCUGAGAUCCGACCCAACGCCUGAGAGGCCAUACAUGACCGGACUGAACUGACCUCAACUGGAAUGGAAGAUGAAGCACCAAAGUCAUGGUUUGACAGGGUUUGAAAGAGCCUGGAUUCACCUCUGGAACUGGUUUAGACCAGCCUGAGCCUUAUCCAUAGUCCACCUCUUCUUCUGGCAGACAGAAUCCAAAUCUUGUCAGCCAAAAGGACAACACAGAAUUAUAGUAGAUUUUAGAAGAAUUUACUGUGAUUAAAUGGUGUUACACACGGACCCGUAUCGCUUCUAGACUAAGAAGAGCUAGCUAACAUGGCAUCACCUCUACCCAGCAUGUGCAGCUUUGUUGAAUUUUUGAAUUCAAACUGAAUUAGUUUUGGACUUUUUUAAUUGGACAUCUCUCUUUAUUUUGAAUCUAGCCACUGGCUCUGUCCACAUAAUGACCACAAGCCAAAGCUUUGGCUGUUCCCUUACGUUUGAUUUCUGUGGACUUCCUCACAUAACUAUGAAACUCAGGUGACUGACACUUACCAUUGCACAGGAAUCAUCACGAUACACGGCGAAGGAGUGAAGUUGCUGGUUUCCCUAUGCACAUAAUGUAGACGAGAUACUAAACUCAAACGUGCUGUGACAGAAGCUGGCAGGCUAACAGGAAACGAAAGAAAGUUAUGCUAACAGUGGUCUGGUCAGCGUGAACGCUCGCAUUAUGUUCAAACGGUACACUCAAAAGUGACUACAGUUCUGAUCCAAACAGAGUUUAUGAUGUAACAGAUUGUCAUGCUAUAGAAAUAGGAUUUUCAUGACAACACUGUGUAACCACGGGAUAGCAUAAGGUAAAGCUACAACUAAAUGGACUCUAAUCAGUUGUUAAUCUGUUUCUCAAAUCAGUAAUUGAAGCAUAUUCAGGUUAAGUCAAUAAUUACUACUAACAAUUGAUAACCAACAUAUUUAGGGGCCCAUGCCUAAGGAGGCUGGGGGCAAUGCAAAGUGUUAAACUGGUAAAGGUUUUUAUUAUUAUUUCUAUUCCAUUUGUAAAAGAAUCAGAAUAAUGUGGGAUUUUUAUUUUAUAUAUCAGCAAUGACUAAAUUAUUGUGAUUUAUUUAAAAUUUCGUGACAUACUUUCUGCAUGUGAGUUUUAAGUCAUCCACUGCUGUCAAUAAACCCUGUUACUUCAUA
Scatophagus argus is the source of this 2948-nucleotide messenger RNA. Its product is annotated as globoside alpha-1,3-N-acetylgalactosaminyltransferase 1-like. The coding region runs from base 747 to 1799 and encodes 350 amino acids. The transcript is spliced from 10 exons. Gene Ontology annotation, cellular component: membrane; Golgi apparatus; vesicle. NCBI's taxonomy places the organism in Eukaryota, Metazoa, Chordata, Actinopteri, Scatophagidae. Gene Ontology annotation, molecular function: hexosyltransferase activity. Gene Ontology annotation, biological process: carbohydrate metabolic process. The record is from RefSeq and is a predicted model, not a curated record.